Molecule: messenger RNA, 1242 nt
Organism: Auanema sp. JU1783
Lineage: Eukaryota; Metazoa; Nematoda; Chromadorea; Rhabditida; Rhabditidae
Source: the annotation of a GenBank genome assembly
AUGAAUAGCAAUGGUGACUACCGAACCGGUAGUUUAGCGGAAGUUACCGGAAGCUCUGAUAAUCCGCCCACUAAUAACCAGGAUAAUGUACCCGGUCCAAGCUCGGAACGGAACAGUCCCAACUCAAGUGCCAGUUCUUUCGUUGUACAUUUACCACCUAGAAGACUAUUUUCAGUGAAUGAUGGACCAGCUUUCAAUAUGAAUAGCGUACCCAAUGGAUCUGAUUGUGGAUCCGAAAUAGGUCAAACGUUAGAUGAACUAUCUUUUACAAAUUGUUUCGAAGACAAGAACUCUGGCUUGAUCAAGCUCACUAUUGACAACCUGUCACAAAUGAAGACCAAAGUCAACACAGAUUACUACUACAUUGGCAAUCUACCUUGGCGGUUAGCAGCUAAAACUGAAUGUACUAAAAGAACAUCCGAAGUCAAAUUUUUCUCGGUUUACAUUGACUGUAAUCCAGAGAGUGAGAGCACUCUUUGGUCUUGCGAUGCCUUGGUAGAGUUCCGACUUGUAUCUCAAAAGCCGAACGAUGUACCUGAUUUUUCGAGAAAAUUCACCAAUAAGUUCAAUUACAAUUCCAAUAACUGGGGAUUCCCAUCAUUCAUGGAAUGGUCUGACAUUCUCGACUUGGAGAAGGGAUAUAUAAAGAAUGAUAAGAUUCUCGUAGAAGCUCGUAUCACAGUACAAAAGUCAAGAGGCGUCAGAAAAACGCCUGCUUUCAAUUUUAAAGUACCACAAGCUCAUACAAGUGAUGCAGUCUUCGUUAUUGAUGGAAUACGACUCCACAUAAGCAAAGCUUACUUAGCAUUGUAUUCUCCAGUUUUCCAUGCCAUGUUUUUCUCCAAGUUCAGUGAGAGAGAAAAAAAAGAGAUUCCAUUGGAAGAUGUAGUCCUAGACGAGUUUAUAGAGCUUCUUAAUGUGAUUUAUCCAAGUCACAAGCCAAUUACACAAGAAAACGUAGAAUAUUUGUUGGAACUGGGAGACAAAUACGAAAUCCAGUAUGUCGUCAAUGAGUGUGAGCGUUUCCUUGUAAGUACUGAGUGUACUGAAGAAAUAAGUGUAUUAACGAAAUUAGUAUGGGCUGAUCAAUAUAAUCUGGCUAGGCUACAGGAUAACUGCCUAAGAACUUUCAAUAAAGUGAGCGAAGUGAAAAAGCUUCGAAUGACCGAGGAAUACAAGAGCUUCAGUGACGCGACUAAGGCAGCUUUAUUAGAAAGAACGCUCAAAGUGUUUAGAGAUUAA